UUAAAUUUGGGAAAAGGUAAAGAUUUAAAUUGUUAAACGAUGAGUGCAACUCGUUGUGAAACCAUCAGGGAAUCUACGAUGCCGAUGCUCGGACACGCACCGGUUGUUCGACAAAUACGAUAUAGUUUGGGCCCAAUUAAAACAUUCAUCAUUAUGGCAGCGAUAAAAAUACUUCAAAUUGGUCGAUCUACAUAUCAUCGUCUUAGACUCUGCCAUAGAUGCUCUCCAUGUGACGACUCCGCUUUACAUGAACUCAUCGGACUGAAUGCGAGUUACGAUGACCAUACGUCGCUUCAAACAACCUGCGUAGUCUGCGAGAGCCUAAACUGGGGAGAAAAGGGUCAGGUCAUACCGAUGGACGUCACUAUCAGGCCUCAUGGAGUAACUCAUCGUUGUUGGUGCUGGGCAGUUAGUGUAUCCGGCUUUCUAUAUCUCAACUUAGUAUUUGUGUUAAUUAUUUAUGAUGUAGGAGCGUAUUUUAGUUUAUUUUGGGGAAAACAUGUUGGGCUUCUAUUUCUUGUUUCCUACAGUACGUAUAUACUCCAACUAAUUGUGGUCCCUUUAAUCUGUAUAUGGGGUCGCCUUCAACCUGAUUAUUUUUUUCGUGAGGGGUAUGUAAGAGAUAGACUGCGGUUCUUAAUGCCAGGCUUCCAUAAUAUAUCAAUGUUGGCCUUAGUGGUUUGUUUCGUAUGGCCACUAUCUUGUGCCUGCCUCAGAUACGUGUAUGACAAAGUGGAUCAUCAUAAAAAUACGGAUCCAGUUCAUAGUGCCAUCGGCCGUUGGACUGCAGUUGUUGGCUACAUUAUGUAUGGUUGUUUCUGUAUCAUCGUCUACGUCAUCAGAUGUUCGUUAAGGCACGAGUGUAGACUAGUAGUCAAGUUUGUAUGCAUGGAUUCAACAAGUCUCAACUCAAGCAGAAAACGAACAGAUGAGAUGUUUAGAGAUUUUAAGAAAUUUCGCGACUUCACAAAUAAAUGGUUACUGUUCUCUGCAUCUAUCGGCCUAAUAGGUAUUUUUUGUCAAAUCACUUGGAAUUACAAUAUGGAUAAGAAGUAUCUUAAUAUAAUUGAUGCAGAAAUCUUAUGGAAUCUGCUUAUUUGGGAUCAAAAGAUAAUGUUCGCUGUGUUACCUUUCAUUUGUGUCGAGGGUCUCAACGUUGAGUAUCUUUGGCAUAAACUUGUUUACGAUAUAUCAAUGAUGAGAGUCACUGAGAGGGAGAAAUACUGGAAGAAAGUCAUCAAGCACGUAAAAUCACUGAAUUUCGAAGCUAGAAAACCAGAUAUGAUGUUUUUAUUUACGUUAUGUUCAGUUUACAUGGGACUGCAGCUUACUACAAAACAAGAUAUUUUGCCAUAUUUUGAAACAUCAUUUAAUAAAAGUAGCCCCACGGGGAUGUAUCGAUGAGCCUAACAUACUGUAGACAGAACAAUACAUGAAAAUUCUAAUUUCUACGAUAGACAUCCUGCGUAAAAUUAUUCGAGCAUUUUAUUAUUUAUAUAUUUGUUUAUAUACACAUAGGCAUGUGUAAAAGAAUUAUACUUCUCUUCCGUUUUGAUACUGAACUAACAAUAAUGAAAUAAAAAUAAUUGCUCCAGCUGUUUUUGUUACUCGUUUAUAAUGUGAAUUUCCACCGUGAAUGAGUUAUUUUCAUCCUUGUGUCAAAUUGAAAUAAACCUAGGCUUACAUUAUAAUUGGUCAGUCAAACAUCAUUUUUUUUUUGCAAAACCAAUCAUUUUUUUUUUAUUUUCUAGUACAUUAUUUAAAUGUACAUAUAAUUAAUAUAAUUGUGGAGAUUGAAAUGUAAUAUUCAUUAAAAUCUUUCAUGAUUUGUGUAGGUUGACAGCAUUCGGUUGAAACAAUUGAUCGUGUGUAGUUGUGUAAUGUAGACGUGUUUCAGAGCUCCGGCAGCGCAACCUCAGUUGCUUUCUGAAUUCGAUAUUGUGAAUGAAACCAAAGUUGGAAUUCUUUGUUAUAUUUUGUAUGUUUUUAAUGAUGUUUAUUUCCCUGAGUCGUGUUUUUAAACAUAUGUAUUUUGAAUCAAGUUCCUCAGUGCCUCUGUUACAUUUAACAUGCUGAAUGCGUUCACGGAUAAAAUUUAUUUUCCCUUUUUAAUAUGAAAUAAUUCAAUGAAAUUAAAAAGUUUUUUUUUAAAUAAUUUUAAUUGUAAAUAUUUGAUAUGGCUUUGUUAUCUAAUCUAAUUGUUAUAUUUUAUUAGUUAAGUAAAUAUUAAAAUGUUUGCUCUAAUUAAUGUUAUUAUUUUUCUAAUUUUGUAAAUAGAAUUAAAAUGUUUUAGAUAAAUAAUUUUAUCAAUUUUUACAAUCUUAUGAUGUUUCACGGUUUUUAUAUUUCUGUAUUUUUAAACUUAUUAUAUGUAUUCUCACGUAAUGCUUUAAUGCUGCCAGUUGAGAUCAAAUAAAGUUGAAAACGAAGAUACGACAC
Messenger RNA from Anneissia japonica, 2439 nucleotides. RefSeq lists its product as uncharacterized. The transcript is spliced from 2 exons. NCBI's taxonomy places the organism in Eukaryota, Metazoa, Echinodermata, Crinoidea, Comatulida, Comatulidae. Bases 40 to 1404 code for a protein of 454 amino acids. The record is from RefSeq and is a predicted model, not a curated record.